This is a messenger RNA of Artibeus jamaicensis (Jamaican fruit-eating bat), 1931 nucleotides long. It is a transcript of the gene RCN2, whose product is annotated as reticulocalbin 2. Gene Ontology annotation, molecular function: calcium ion binding. The transcript is spliced from 7 exons. Gene Ontology annotation, cellular component: endoplasmic reticulum. NCBI's taxonomy places the organism in Eukaryota, Metazoa, Chordata, Mammalia, Chiroptera, Phyllostomidae. The record is from RefSeq and is a predicted model, not a curated record. Bases 146 to 1084 code for a protein of 312 amino acids.
GGUACUGCGCAGUCGUGGCUCGAGCCUUGCUCGCGGGACUCAAGGAACGGCGCUACCGCCCCUCUGCGCUGCGUGCCCCCACGUACGCCGCGCCACCGAGCGCCGCCAGCCCCCGCCUCACCCAGUGUCCACGGCGGCCGGCGCGAUGGGGCUGGGCUCGAGGCCCACAGCGCGUGGGAUGCUGCUGCUGCUCCUCUGCGCCACGGCCGCUGCCGGGGACGCGCACGGCGAGCACCGCACAGACUAUGACCGUGAGGCGCUGCUGGGUGGCCAGGAAGAAGUCGACGAAUAUGUUAAACUCACCCCAGAGGAGCAACGCAAAAGGCUGAAGUCAAUCAUAAAGAAAAUUGACUUGGACUCAGAUGGCUUUCUCACGGAAAGUGAACUCAGCUCGUGGAUUCAGAUGUCUUUUAAACACUAUGCUAUGCAAGAAGCAAAGCAGCAGUUUGUCGAAUAUGACAAAAACAGUGAUGGUGCCGUGUCCUGGGAUGAGUACAACAUCCAGAUGUAUGAUCGUGUCAUCGACUUUGAUGAGAACACAGCUCUGGAUGAUGCGGAAGAGGAGUCCUUCAGGCAGCUUCAUUUAAAGGACAAGAAACGAUUUGAAAAAGCUAACCAGGAUGUAGAUCCUGCUUUGAAUCUUGAAGAAUUUAUUGCUUUCGAGCAUCCUGAAGAAGUUGAUUAUAUGAAGGAAUUUGUCAUUCAAGAGGCUUUGGAAGAACAUGACAAAAAUGGUGAUGGAUUUGUUAGCUUGGAAGAAUUUCUUGGGGACUACAGGCGGGAUCCAGCUGCAAAUGAAGAUCCGGAGUGGAUACUUGUUGAGAAAGAUCGAUUCCUGAACGAUUAUGACAAAGAUGCCGACGGCAGGCUGGAUCCUCAGGAGCUGCUGUCCUGGGUGGUGCCCAACAACCAGGGCAUAGCCCAGGAAGAGGCUCUUCAUCUGAUCGAUGAGAUGGACCUGGACAGUGACAGGAAGCUCUCCGAGGCCGAGAUUCUGGAGAACCAGGACUUGUUCCUCACCAGUGAAGCCACAGAUUACGGCCGACAGCUUCAUGACGAGUAUUUCUAUCACGAUGAGCUGUAGUCGCUGGGUGUGUCUGAGUAGCGUGCUGGAUCCUUUUAUAAAUUUGUUACCAGUGUUACUUUUGGGAUAAAAGAUUCAUGAGGUUAUUUUCCACUCAGAAGUCUUACCACAGUCCAGUGUAUCUGACUUUUUGCCUUUUAGGAAGAAAACAAAACCAAACUCUGAUACUGACUUCAAAAUGUAUUGAAGAAAUAAACCAAUGUUGUGCCAUAUGACAGCAGACCCUUCCUUAAAGACGCCGUCUGUUUAGUACUGUGCUGUGGAGUAUUUUGAGUUCUAUUUCCACACUUGAAAAAAUGGGAGAUUGUAGAGAUGCCUGAACAAUAUUACAGGAGUAUGUGAUCGAGCUAUCGAUUUUGUUUAAGUAGCAUUAAAUUGGGCACUGACCAGAGGACAUCAUUUUUAGAUUUAGCAUUUUGUUUUAAAACCUUUAAAGGAACCUACAGAAGGACUUAUACCUCGCAUAUAAGUUGAGAAGUUCUGCUUAGUUUUAAAAUGGUUUCUAUAAAGGGUUUUAUUGUAUGAAAUAGAACUUUAUAUUUUUGCAUAUGUAUAGAUGGUAAUUAUAUUUAAUGUGUAACUGUAGUCUGUUGUGUGUUGAACUUGAUAUUGUCUGGAACUCUUCUCUUUUCACUGAUUAAAAAUGAAAUGUUCUAUCUUUUUAAAUGUUUGCUUUUAACUUCCUGGUAAACCCAUUUCGAGCACAGCUUCUGUUGUAUUUUGCAUCCUCCUGCUUCAUCCAUUCCCGUAUUUGGGUAGUGAGUGUUCUAAAAUUCUGUUAAAUUAUUCUUGUUCCAUAUUCUUGUUUUGCUUUUUUUUUAAUAAAAGAAUAUUACACUUGACUGUA